Messenger RNA from Candidozyma duobushaemuli, 3534 nucleotides. RefSeq names its product autophagy protein. Gene Ontology annotation, biological process: piecemeal microautophagy of the nucleus; autophagosome assembly; autophagy of peroxisome. Bases 1 to 3534 code for a protein of 1177 amino acids. The record is from RefSeq and is a predicted model, not a curated record. Gene Ontology annotation, molecular function: molecular adaptor activity; protein kinase binding. NCBI's taxonomy places the organism in Eukaryota, Fungi, Ascomycota, Pichiomycetes, Serinales, Metschnikowiaceae. The transcript has 2 exons. Gene Ontology annotation, cellular component: phagophore assembly site membrane; Atg1/ULK1 kinase complex; extrinsic component of membrane.
AUGACUAACCAACUCACCAUCUACAAUGCCCACAAUGGUGAAAGUGUGGUUUUGAGUAAACCAGUACGCUACCACACGCUACAAAGUUUCAAGGAUUUCCUCCUAGAGUCCUUCACGAAGUAUACAAUUGCCUCCCAUGAGAAUAUCUUCCUUCUCACGUCUUUUGGCAUGAAGCUCAACUAUUCCAUGAUAAACGAGAUGACAGAUAUUUACGUGUACGACAAGCGCCUAUUUGCUGCGUCCAGGGACCCCAGUUUGGGACCACGGUACCUACUGGAUAGUGAGGACGAUAACUACAUGUUACUAAAACCCACAACAUUUGGCGUGACAGAGGUCCCCUCAAAUGUCAAGAUGCUUUCAUCGACCCUCCGAAACUAUGAGUCGUGGGUCAAUGCUCGUUUGUUGGGAGCUUCUCGAGUGCAAGACCAAAUGGAGCGGGUGAUUCGCCACAUCAACGUCAUCUUUAAGUCGCUUAGCGUGAUAUUCCAGUUUGCUGCUAGUUUCGUGAGCGGGAUGGAAAAGAGCUUCGACGGUUUCUAUAGCUAUCUCGCUACAUUAAACAAGAAGUCUUUGCAUAAGGUCUGGGAGGACCGCUACUCGCAGCUCAAGGAAUACCCUCGGAUUUCGUUUAAACUGGAUCCCAGUAAGUCCAUUGCACUUGCUGAUUAUCUAGAUUACGAGUCAUUGAAGUCCGCAGCGAAAUUCGUGGACCAAAACUUACCCCAGAUUCGAGAUACCUUCAACGACUUUUCCGCCUCGGUGAACAAAAUCAAUGCUGAGAAGCUACAGGUGGAUACCAAAAUUGAAGAGCUACGGAAAGAAUCCAUUUCCAAUUUCAAGACCUGCGAUACGUCUAGGAAGUCAUAUUCUGACGACUUGUCCUACUUGGGUAAGAGGAUCCAUUCGGAGUUGGAAAAUACCACAAGCUCAAACACCCUGGACCUUCAACAAGUAUACUCCCGCCAGAUGGAAACUGCAUCAGAGGUGUUCUCACACUCGGAAUCACUAUUUGAGCUCUUAGAAUCGUUAUACUCCUUUAAAAAGAAGCUUACCAAUCAAAGCUUGUCCAUAUUUGAGAGCAUCGCCUCUCUACAAAUGAAGACGGUUAGCUUAAAGGGAGAAAUGAAGCUGUUGCUUACACCUACCGAGAAACAUGAAGAUGAAUCACAAGGCGACCUUCCUGUUCAUAAAAUCAUCGACAGGAUUCGAGAAGCUGGCGAUCUUCUCUCAUUGACGGUUGACCUACCUCUCCUAUUUGGCUUUCUUCUUAUUGAGAAGCGACGCCAGUUUGAAUGGCACGACUUCUAUUCUAAGGGUAUCGUGAAAAAUGUUUCCGAGCAACUUUCCGUACUCAUUGAUCAUGAGAAGGCUUUUCAGAAGUUGUGGUUGAAAAAGUUUGGAGUAUUUUUGAAGUUGCUCGGGAAUGACAAAAACUUUCGUGUGCAACUCCCUACUAUAGAUGUUACACUCGUGAAUGGGGAAGUCGCUAAAAGGCAAGAUUCGGUGGUUGAGAUCAUAGAUGAUGUUGUGGUGGAACGUGAGGACAUCACAAAUUUCAUCAACUUGGUGAAAAACCACCUGUCUAGUAAUGGUCUGAGCUUUGCAGGCCUCCUCGAGAAAAAUUUCAAGGAUUUAAUCACUUCUACCGACGGCUUGAAAAGAGUUACUCGUGUCGUCAGUUCAUUGGGGUCAUUGUCGCCCGAACAGCUGCAAAUCAUUACACGCUCUCAAGUUCUUAAUAGUCACGACCAGAAGCCAGGUAAUGUUGUCGAUGACUUUGAUUUGAAUCUCAUUAGGGGCUUGAGAUCCAGAAUCUCCAAGCUUGAAGGUCUACUUCACCAGCAGCAGUAUGCAAACAUAUCCAACUGGCCUGUGGUGAAGUCUAACGAUCGAAAAUUAUCCCAAGGUAAAGAAAGCAUGCUAGUCGAAAACAAUACAAGACCGGUGAGAAGUCCUUCCACUGGUGAUCCGACUAGUCUUCUUAUGAGAAACCCAAGCAGCCGAAAGACAUCCACUAGCAGCGCUAGUGUCAAAGCAAUGGAUGCAUCGACAACAAUCGACAAGCAUGUUGACAACAUUAGGUUGAGGAAAGAAGUCAACGAGCUUAAGAUAUCUCAACUGUCUAUCUAUCAAGAAAACGACUCUCUUCGCAAGGCGCUUGAUGAGGUGAGACGGGAAUCUCAAGAAAAGGAUUUCCAAAUGAGACAGAUGCAGCAGGAUUAUGAGGAGAAGCUUCAGAUUUCAGAGAACGUCAUCAAGGAUCUUGGUAACAAGCAUUCAGAAGAAAUGAAGGCCUUGAUUGCACAGAAUGCUUCUGAAGUUGAGCAGUUGGAACAGAAACACAAGGGCCUUGACCAGAAGGUUAUCAACCAUGAGGCUAUUGUGCGUGAAAAUGAAGAUUUGAAGAAGAAGUUGACCACACUCGAGGAUGAAUUGAAGCAGAAAGCCAGCCAGGCGGACGAGGCUACCGAUUAUAAGGUCCGGUUUGAGAGUCUCAAAGACGAAUUCAAAGAUGUUCAAGAUCUCAAACAAGAGCUUCUUUCAAAUAUGCAUGCCAAAGAAGCAGAGUAUGCAACCGAGAGAAGUCACCUCGAGACUGAGUUGAAGGAGUUGAACCAGAAAUUUGACGAAAGGACUGAGGAUUAUGAGAACUUGAUGGAAGUCACUCAAACAAAGCAUCAUAAGCUGGAGGAUAUAAUUGGACAGCUCAACAGAGUUGUCAGAGAGCUUUUUGCCGUAAUCCUCGAGACUACCCAGAAGAAUUUUGAAGACUUCAAAGAGUUCUGUUACAUCUUGGAAUCUAUGGGCUUACUACUUGUCAAAGAGGCAGAUUCAAAGUCCGACGUCAACAAGUUUGAAUAUAAAGUUCGCAGAGUCAAAGGCUUGAGAUCCAAGAAGAGUAAUGGGGAGGAAGCCCUAGACUCACUCAUCAUUCCAGAUAAGAACUUCCACACCAACGUGGUUUCUGAAGUCGAAAGUAGUAUGGCUUGGCGAGAAACCUUGGGUACUUUGGUCCCAUCUUCAAAAGUCGAUUUGGAGGCUGAGAGUGCUGACGAUGUCAAGAGUACUGGUGAAGCCGACAAGGAAGAAGCUGAAGCUGCAAAACUCAUUGAAACAUACUACAAUGCUUUUGGCGACUCGGAUGAGAAGAAUAAGUCUGACUUCUCCAAGUUUCUUAAGCUCAUCUCCUUUUCUGAAGAUAUUCAACUACAAUUGCAAGAUGAGAAGAAUGCUAUUGUGAACCAAAAGUUCUUCCUUAACGGCAUAUUUAAGCGUUUCAAGGACGUUGAGGGUUUUGCCAAGAAGCUUUCCAAGGAGAACAAGACUAUGAAUCAGGAGGUAUCGAAGCUCCGUAAGCUGGUGGCCAGCAAGAUCACUGUCAACAACUUCAAGGCCGGUGACUUGGUGUUAUUUCUCCCAACCCACGUUGAUAGAGUGGACGGGCAAACCAGCUCCAAGCCGCCUUGGACAGCUUUCAAUAUCGAGGCACCUAAUUACUUCCUUGAUGAAAGCAAAGCGGAGAACGGCACAUGA